This is a messenger RNA of Nicotiana tabacum (common tobacco), 1809 nucleotides long. The record is from RefSeq and is a predicted model, not a curated record. Lineage: Eukaryota; Viridiplantae; Streptophyta; Magnoliopsida; Solanales; Solanaceae.
UAAAUUUUACUAAUCAUAAUUUAAAGUUGACUACUGCUCGUUCCACCAUCUUCUUCCAGAGCUCCAGUCCAGGUCCGUAUUUCUUCCUAGGCACUUGUAAUUGUUCAUCUUUUUCCUCUUUCUUGAAGUCACUACUAUCUUUUGUAGUUACUUUUGCCUCUUCUUCUGCCGUUAAAAGCUGCACAGCAUGAUCCGCACACCAACUGUUUGUUAUAAUGCCCAGCUGAUGAAUUUCCAAAUAAGCUUCUAAAAAUUUCAGUAUUUCGAACUCGUAGCCUAACAGAAUGUCUUAUAGACGAGUUGGGUCAAUCUUUAAUCUUUGUCGCAAUACAAUAAUUUCCAAUGUAAAGGAGCUGGACAGUGUUAGUCCAUUGUAUUAUUCAACUGGCUUGGAAGUGCUACCAAGAAAGCUGAAAAGGGAUGAAAGAAAACCAAUGGUGACUAGUGUGAAUGAGCUUAAGAGGAUAGCAAGAUUGGACAAGCAAGAAAGAAGGGUUGCACGUGAAGUUCCAUUGAGGCCACCUGAAAAUGGGCUAUUAGUUAAAGAACUAAUCUCACUUGCUCAUCAAGUCUUAGCUUCCAGGGGUCAGUUAUUCGCUUGUGUUUCAAGGAUUUCGGAGGAAAUUCCUAUUUAUUUUUGCAGCGUAUGUAGUGAAGUUCAUGUUGGUCAUCCACCACAUAGGAUCAGAACUUGCGACGUUAGUGGCAGUCAGAAGAACAAAGAGCAUAUAUGGCAGAGAGGGGGUGUAGAGCACGUGUUGCCUGUUGUCGAAUCUUUUCAUCUCUAUGACAGGUUGGGAAGAGCUGUUUCACAUAAUGAGCGACUUGAAGUUGAUCGCAUCCCAGCCCUUGUGGAAUUGUGCAUUCAGGCUGGCGUGGAUUUACCUGAGUACCCAACCCAAAGAAGGAAGUUCCCCAUUUACCGGGUUGCUGGAAAACUCAUAGAUUUUGAGAAGAGGUUUCCCAAGGAUGAUUUAUCCGGAAAGGACUUAGAAACUUCUAAAUUUAGGGAAACUAUAAAGAAGCCAGAUGGAGAUGGAAAAUAUUUGAAUUUACCAUAUGAUGGCAUAAAAGGAUUCGCAAUGCGAGGAAUGGAAGCUUGGGAGAGUAUGCGUACCGGAGCCAUACAGCUCAUGCAAACCUAUGCCGUCCAAACAUGUGGAUAUUGUCCUGAGGUGCAAGUUGGACCAAAAGGUCAUAGGGUUAGGCAAUGCCAAGCAUUCAAGCACCAGAUGAGGGAUGGACAACAUGCUUGGCAAGAGGCAACAAUAGAUGAUCUUCUCUCCACUGUUUAUGUUUGGCAUGUCCGAAACCCACACGCUGGCCAUCUUUUGAUAGAUUCUUUGAAGAGGUAUUAUGGAAAAUUACCUGCGGUCGUUGAACUGUUUAGUCAAGCUGGAGCACAGGUUGGAGAUGAUUACUAUUGCAUGAUGAGGGAAGACAUUGCAGUUCCUGGACUAGAUGAAGAAAAGUUGGUUGUAUAAAGCUACAAGAUACUGGCCUACACAUUAGUAGAUUAUUGGAAGCUCUGGCACGGAUGCUCAUACCUUUGGUAAUAGUUAAUAGGCAUUUAGGGUCCUCAAGAUGAAGAGGAAACAGCUCUAGAUUAAUGCUGGAACAUAUUUACUCUUGAUGAGACACUUUGUAGAGUUGUUCAUUUAUCUAUUAGAUUACUGCCAAAGGUGAGAUGAGAAAAAAACCAGAGAGGACUUGGUGGUUUCUUAAUGUUUCAAGCUUCAGCUAUGAUGUGAAUGCUACAUCCUUAGCUAUGGAAGAGUAAUACAGUUAUUUCCGUGACUUUCAAAGGCA